Aspergillus niger is the source of this 1194-nucleotide messenger RNA. RefSeq lists its product as uncharacterized. The record is from RefSeq and is a predicted model, not a curated record. Gene Ontology annotation, cellular component: membrane. NCBI's taxonomy places the organism in Eukaryota, Fungi, Ascomycota, Eurotiomycetes, Eurotiales, Aspergillaceae. The transcript has 3 exons. The coding region runs from base 1 to 1194 and encodes 397 amino acids.
AUGAGUACAACAACAACUUCAAUCGCCUCUGCCACCAGUGCUUUGGCCUCUUCAACCCAAACAUGCACCAACCCCAAACCAGGGAAGAAUGGCUACCUGCCUCCAGAAGCGUGUGACAGUAUCCUGCUCUAUGUUCCCUCUCUAGCUGCCGCAGUAUUGUUCUGCGUGCUAUACGGCCUAACCCUCAUCUGCCACGGGGUACAAGCAUAUCUCUACAAGAAGCGCUACGCCUGGGUCAUCAUGAUGGGCGCAACCUGGGAACUACUCGCCUUUAUAUUCCGUGCUCUCCUUACACGACAACAGAACAACUCGAAUUGGGACACCGUCUACACGAUCAUGUUCCUCCUUGCUCCGCUCUGUAUGCUCCCUCCCUCUCCCCUCUCUCCCCUCCCUACCCCACUAACCAACCUCACAGGGAUAAACGCCUUCCUCUACAUGACCCUCGGCCGACUCAUCUACUUCUUCACUCCGGACCAACAACUCGCCGGCAUCACCGCCCGACGCUACGGCCGACUCUUCGUCUGGCUCGACAUCUUCGCCUUCCUCGUCCAGCUCGGCGGCGCAGCCAUCACCACCGAGACGGGUGUACCGACCAGCAGAAUCAUGCUAGGCGUGCAUAUCUACAUGGGUGGAAUUGGAUUGCAAGAGUUAUUCGUCCUGAUCUUCACUGGAUUGGUCAUCCAUCUCCAUCGGAAACUCAUCCACUAUGAACAGGCGGGGAUUUUGAGCCCAGGCGGUGUGGUAGGCAUGAGCAUGAGCAGACAUAAGCCCCUCCCGUGGCGGUGGCUAUUCUAUGUGAUGUAUUCUGCGCUGGGGAUGAUUACCAUACGUAUCAUCUUCCGACUGUGCCAAUACUCACAAGGCACGGACCCGAAUAACCCCGUCCUGACGCAUGAAGCAUACGAAUAUGUCUUUGAUGCGGUGCCGAUGUUCAUUGCGCUGGCGUUGUUGAAUGUGGUGCAUCCGGGGCGGGUGUUGCAGGGCCCGGAGUCGGAGUUUCCGAGGGUGAGUCGGGCGGAGAAGAAGAGGUUGAAGAGGGAGAAGAAACAGUUGAAGAGGGAGAGGAAGGAGGCGAAGAGAAUGGAGAAGGAGAUGAGGAAGGGAGGGAAGGGUGGGUGGUGGUGGAAACGGGGGAGGGAGAGUGAGACGUUUGAGAUUAUUCCGAUGCAGGAGGAGGUAGAGGGGAGGGUGUAG